Messenger RNA from Aspergillus nidulans FGSC A4, 771 nucleotides. RefSeq names its product protein swc5. The coding region runs from base 1 to 771 and encodes 256 amino acids. The record is from RefSeq and is a predicted model, not a curated record. Gene Ontology annotation, cellular component: nucleus. The transcript has a single exon. NCBI's taxonomy places the organism in Eukaryota, Fungi, Ascomycota, Eurotiomycetes, Eurotiales, Aspergillaceae.
AUGGAGUCGCUGACGAUACGUAGGCAGGAAGAGCGCAAACCACUCGCGAAAAUCGACGGUGCUACGAUCGAUGUCGAUGCAAUAUGGGCUCAGAUGAAUGCGCCAGAUUCAAAAUUAGGUCUGGCGCCGAUCCCAGACGCUCAAAAACAAGACGAAACCCCGGCCUCUGACACCGAAGUGCGCGACCAGGAGAAUGCGAAUCCAACGGAGCCCAAUGGACCGGCAGAAAAGGGAUUUCAGCAAACAUCUGAAAUGGUCAAAAUCAAGCGCACCUACAAGUUCGCGGGCGAGAUGAUAACAGAGGAAAAAAUUGUCCCUCGCGAUUCCGCCGAAGCGAAACUCUUCUUAUCGGGUAAUGGCGAUGGCGAAGUCAUACCAGUUACUGAAGAUGAAGUCGCAAAUAUGACUGGCAAAGGCAAUGAAAACACAAGCACAAACAACACCCUCCGUAUCCGCCGCCCACUUCGUAAAAUUUCCCGAUUCGAUCCGAACCCAUCCGGCAUGAUCAAGAAGAGCUGGGGGAAGCAGUCGCUUACAGAAACUGGAGCUCGAACUGGAGCCGGCCAGGAGAACAUCCGCGGGCCGAAAAUCAACACCGUCGAAAAAUCACGCUUGGACUGGGUUGCUUAUGUUGACCAGGAGGGGAUUAGUGAUGAACUCCGGAUGCAUAGUAAAGCUAAAGAGGGGUUCCUGGGUCGUAUGGAUUUCUUGAAUCGCGUCGACGCGAAGAAGGAAGAAGAGAGGAGGAAUGCGAGGUUGCGGGGGGUAUAG